This is a messenger RNA of Magallana angulata, 2240 nucleotides long. RefSeq names its product eosinophil peroxidase-like. Gene Ontology annotation, molecular function: peroxidase activity; heme binding. The record is from RefSeq and is a predicted model, not a curated record. Gene Ontology annotation, biological process: response to oxidative stress. NCBI's taxonomy places the organism in Eukaryota, Metazoa, Mollusca, Bivalvia, Ostreida, Ostreidae. The coding region runs from base 313 to 2031 and encodes 572 amino acids. The transcript has 14 exons.
UUUGCUGCCUUCGGUUCGUUACUAUUUAGCGCAGUUGAAGGGAAAAAUAAAGAUUUUGGUCCGUCUGUGAAAGACGCCAUUUUGACUGGACUCCGGCAACUCAAAGAAAAUGGACUUGAUGAUAAUGAAACAGAAUCCAAGAAUACGAAAGAAAUAUUAACAAAACUUACAAAAGAAGCCAAACGACUGUCAAAAAUUGGUUUGCUGUCUACUGAAGUAGCUAAGCGUCUAAAGGAACAAACUGGGUUGAGCCUGUCAGAGGUGACCUCUGAUACAAAAGUGCAAAGAUAUCUUCGCUCUGCGCUUUGUCCGAUGGAGAUAAAUUGCGACCAGUAUAAGGAUAGUGCUUACAGAUCAGCCGACGGAAGUUGUAACAGUUUAGAUUAUCCUUUAUGGGGCGCCGCCGUGACACCACAGCCUCGCUAUCAACCUGCACAAUAUGACGAUGAACUUAACUCCCCUAGAACGACAGGUAAAAAUGGCGACAAGCUUCCUAGCACGAGACUCAUCAGUAACAAACUUUUCCGUGCCCCAGGAGACUGUACGGAGACGGACCACGCCCGUACCCUGAUGGUGAUGGCCUGGGGACAGUUCAUUGAUCAUGAUAUUGUCGCUACACCCAUGACACAAGAUGACAGUUCCCCAAUCAUAUGUUGUGGAGAGAGUGCACAGAGCAGGCCAGAAUGUUUCACCAUACCUAUCCCUUCAGACGACCCUCAUUUUACACACUCCUGCAUGGAAUUCGUUAGAUCCGCGUCCGACCCAUGUCAAGCUGGUGCUCGAGAACAGACCAACGAAAAAACAUCAUUCAUUGACGCCGGGGUCGUGUACGGAGACUCGGUUGAAAAGUGGGCGGAGCUUGCGGACGCACAAACCGGAGGACUGCUAACGUCGGAGGGAGAACUUCUGCCCGCUGGAGGUGGUUCGUGUAAAUUGACCAAUAAAGACGACUUCUGCCCAAAAGCAGGUGAUAAACGGGCCAAUGUGGUUCCUUCUCUGGGGGUAACUCAUCUGAUGUUUGUCCGGGAACACAACCGGAUCGUACAGGAACUCCGGAAAGUCCGGCCGGAUUGGGACCCAGAUACUUUGUUCCAGGAGACGAGGAAGAUUAUCGGGGCCCUAUUCCAACAAAUUACAUACGGCGAAUUUUUACCCAGCAUUCUCCAAGAGCAAGACCUUGUCAAGUACAACCUGAAACUAAAAAGGAAGAGAUUUAGCUACAGCUAUGAUAGUAGUAUCAACCCGGCUACAAAAAAUGUCUUCAACGCGGCCGCUUUUCGGUUCGGUCAUUCACAGAUUCCGCCCACUAUGGCCUACGUUCUCCGUGACUUCAUGACUCGGUUACGUCCCCUUCCCAUGGAGUCUACGUUUAAGGAUCCUCACAUGUUGGUUACACAACAAGGGCGGCUGGUGCCUGACUUAGCGCGGUUCAUCAUUACCUCCAAUUCAAUGAAAACAGACAGCCAAUUUGAAGAAGCAGUGAGGGACCAUCUAUUUGAAGAGUCGGAAGGCAAAGGCUUAGAUCUCGGAGCUUUAAAUGUCCAAAGAGGAAGAGAUCACGGUCUUCCGUCGUAUAACGCCUGGCGGAAAUGGUGCGGACUUCCGGUGGCCACUUCUUUCCCCGAUCUACAAGACAUCAGUGAUAAUCACAAAAAUAUAUUAGCUGAAUUAUACAGUGACGUUGAGGAUAUCGAUGUAUACGCCGGCGGGAUAGCCGAAAUUCCACAAGAUGGCGCUAGUGUGGGUCCAGUGUUUUCUUGCAUCAUUGGACAACAAUUCAAGGACCUGAAGGACGGAGACAGAUAUUGGUACGAGAACAGAGGAGUGGAAGGUUUCAGCUCAGCUCAGCUGCAAGAAAUACGAAAAGUCAAACUGGCCAAGAUUAUGUGUGAGAACUUAGACGUUGACCCCAUUCAGCGCGACGUUUUCCACGUCCCUUCACCAAGUAACCCAUGGGAGACGUGCUCUUCGCUUCCUGGAAUUAAUUUCUCGGCCUGGAGAAGGAGAGGGAGAGGGAGAGGAAAGCCAUAGACAAUGCGACGACGACUAAAACAUAUAACUACAGCAGCUCCAUCUACAUACCACUGAAUUGGUGGAGGGAUAUAAUUCAAUUUUAGAUUGUAAAAAACAUAACGUAAGGUGAUGAGAAUUGUAUCUUUGUUUUAAUAUUUUUCAUAUAUCAAUGAGGAACUGGUUAUCGGUUUUAAUACAUUGCAUGUUUCCUUUUUUUUUUAUCUAAG